AUGGGAGCUUGCUUAUCAUGUUUGGGUGGCAGUAGGUCUGAGGACGAAUACGAUGAGACUACUUCACUACUAAGGAGAAACCAACAAGGAGGGUUUGAUCAGUUGCAAGAAGAGGAAUUGAUUAAGCAGCAACAAAGGCAGCAAGAGCUCAACAGUAUAGUUAACGACUUAUCAGAAAACUUGAUUGAUGUCACUUCAUUUCUAAACAAAGGUAAUAUGUCUGGGAUUCAAUCACAAUCGCAAUCACAACUACUCCAGCCCCAUUUGAAUAACAGCGAGGGCAAUUAUGAAUCAAACGUUGACAAAGUCGGAGAUGGAGGCGCAAGAACAUACCCAUAUGUUUACAGUCAAAGUGAUAAAGCAAAAGUGGUUGAACAAACAAAGAUAUUUCCCGAAAAUGUACGACAAGGGUGUACAAUCUCUGUCAAAGAGCCUCUAUAUUUAAAGUUUUAG
Molecule: messenger RNA, 453 nt
Organism: Lodderomyces parapsilosis
Lineage: Eukaryota; Fungi; Ascomycota; Pichiomycetes; Serinales; Debaryomycetaceae
Exons: 1
Coding region: 1-453 (150 amino acids)
Biological process (GO): endosomal transport; cholesterol homeostasis; cellular response to amino acid stimulus
Cellular component (GO): Ragulator complex; membrane raft; late endosome membrane
Source: RefSeq, a predicted model, not a curated record